This is a messenger RNA of Menidia menidia (Atlantic silverside), 3013 nucleotides long. Lineage: Eukaryota; Metazoa; Chordata; Actinopteri; Atheriniformes; Atherinopsidae. The record is from the annotation of a GenBank genome assembly.
AUGUCAGCAGGGAGGAGUGCUGAUGGGAGGGAGGUGCAGAUUCCCCUCCAGCAGGCGUCGCCCUCCCUCGCAACGCCCCUCUCUGCGGGGCCCGUGGUCAGCGCGCCCUGCCACCGUUCGGCCAAUCCCUGGUCCCCCAGCGAGUCCCCUGCCCCGCAAGGUAACGCCCCUCAGGCGCCGGGCUCCUCAGGUUUCCUGCCUCUCCGCGGGGGGUUCCGAGACCGCUUCGUAGAGACCCCCGAAGCCAAGUACUGCUGCGAGGCCUGCGGGCUGGUCCUGUGUCAGCCCCGCCAGACGGAGUGCGGCCACCGCUUCUGCCAGAGCUGCAUCAGCGACAUCCUCAGCCAUCAAAACCCGGUGUGUCCGGCGGACAUGGAGCCUUUGUUCAAAGACAAGAUCUUUAGGGAUGUUUGCUGCCAUCGUGAAAUUAUGGCGCUGAAGGUAUUCUGUCGCAGUGAAGCCAAAGGCUGCCAGGAGCAGAUGAGUCUGCAUCAGAUACCAGAGCACCUGAACGUGUGCCCGUUCUUCGAGGUUCCCUGUCCGCUGGGGAAAUGCAAAGAGCGAAUGAUGAGGAAAGACAUUCCUGACCACCUGGCAUGGAAAUGCAAAUACAGAGAGACCACCUGUGAGUUCUGCACGACCAAGAUGCCCCUGACCGACCUGCAGAAACACAAAGAGACCGUGUGUCCAGCGUUCCCAGUGUCCUGUCCCAACCACUGCUCCUUCUCCUCCCUGCCCCGGAGUGAGCUGUCCAGCCACCAGCACGACUGUCCCAAAGCCCAGGUCAGCUGCCAGUUCCAGCGCUAUGGCUGUACCUUCAAGGGUCUGAAUCAAGACAUGAGGCAGCACGACUCGACGUCCGCAGCUGAGCAUCUGAGAAUGAUGGCCAACAGGAACAGCUUGCUGGAGAACAAGGUGGAGGACGUCAAAGGGGAGCUCAUGGAUAGAUACAAGGUGCUUCCUGCUCUGAGCAGCCGGCUGUCUGAAGUGGAGAACCAGAACGACGAGCUGAGAGAAAAGAAUCGACAGAUAGAGCAGAAACUGGCCUCCAUGCAGAAUUUGAUGAGCUCCCACUCCGAGAAGCUGAUGGAGUUGGAGCUGGAGCUCCGUUCUCUCCGCCUACUUAGGGAUGACAUGGAGAACCUACGGGGGACCCUGGAGAACGUCAGGACGAGGCUCAGCGCUCUGGAGCAAGGGGGGCGCGGUGGAAGCGGGUCAACACACACUCUGGCGUCCCUGGAAACUCAGCUGAGUCGACAUGACGACAUGCUCAGUGUCCAUGACAUUCGGCUGGCUGACAUGGACCUACGUUUCCAGGUGCUGGAGACAGCAAGCUACAAUGGGACUCUGAUCUGGAAGAUCCGCGAUUACAAGAGACGGAAACAAGAAGCGGUGGCGGGGAAGACGCUCUCGCUUUACUCCCAGCCCUUUUACACCGGUUACUUUGGGUAUAAGAUGUGCGCUCGAGUUUAUCUAAACGGAGACGGCAUGGGCAAGGGGACGCACCUGUCUCUGUUCUUUGUGGUGAUGAAGGGCGAGUACGACGCCCUGCUUCCCUGGCCCUUCAAACAGAAGGUGACUCUGAUGCUAAUGGACCAGGGUCCCUCCAGGAAACACUUGGGAGAUGCCUUCAAACCCGACCCAAACAGCAGCAGCUUCAGGCGUCCAGCAGCAGAAAUGAACAUCGCCUCCGGCUGCCCUCUGUUCGUGGCCCAGAGCGUCCUGGAUACCGGCAGCUACAUCAAAGACGAUACCAUCUUCAUCAAGGUUACAGUGGAUACCUCUGACCUUCCUGACCCGUGAUGUUGUCGUCUCACUGAUCUGACAUCAGUUCACCAGUGCACUCCCAGUGGAGCGAAGGAUGAUGGGAAGGAUCAGUGAUGGCGGAGGCUCCUGGGGCUUAGAGCCACCCCGGCAGGACGGACAGGAAGCAAUCAUUCAAAGUCAACUUUACAGUAACCGCGAGGCAUGUCCUUUUUCGGAACGUCGGUGGACUAUAGUGCCAUGUGUUUGCGCGCAGGGGUGUGUAUGUGUGUGUGAAGGUGUGUCUGAAUGGAUCUAUGCUGUCAUGAUGUCACCGCGGUGACGUCACUCAGAGUCAAAGGGCCGCCGCAGUGAGGGCGCGGUUGUUACUCGUUAAUGAUGCUAUGCAUCGAAAAAUUGACUUCCAGUUUUUAUCUAAUAACUGAGGAUGCAGGGAAAUCACCACUGCCACAGAGGAGCAUCUGGAACCACGGACUACCAGUGAGCAGGACCCAGACGGAAGAGAAGUGCGUAUGAACCGAGGAAGAAGCUGAAAGGAAACGGCUCUGUGUUUGUGCUCUCUCAGGAUGACCGCUCCCCGUCAGGCUGAUGUCACACUAGCUCGUCACCCUCACACACUAGCUUUAUCACUCAACAGCCUGACCAGUUCCUGACACACUAACCAUAUUCGGUCAGGCAAGUUAGUUCCAAUCUGGUGACUCGGGAUGUCCCGUAGGACGGCAGCAGGUCGUCUACCUGAAGGGCUGGUUUGAAUAAGGGUGAGGCUGUUGGGCUCGCCCAGCGUUGCAUUCUUCUUAGAAUGAACUUGGUUUACAGUCAUUGUUUAAGAUUUCCGAUCUUUUUUUUUCUUUUUUUUUUCGCAAUGUGAGAUACUAACAGAAAUGUUAGGUUUAAUAUUUAUGGCGCAAACGUCGGGGGGGGAAAAGAAAAGAUGCUGUCGACAGUGAUGACAGAUGAACGUAUUCAUGGUUACUUUGACACCAGAGAGGCUGAAAGUACUGAAAGGACAGAAAAGAUUGUCACACAUAGAUCUGAAUACCGUAAAAGUCCACAGUAAUUGCCCUGGUCUGAGCACAACCUGAAAAAGACCUCAAGAAAAUCUGUACAGACAGGAGACCAGAGACACAGAAACAACCCGGUCCCUGCAAGAACUCUGGAGCACCUCUUUGGCGUGAUAUUUCAACUGUCCACACAUUUAGUCCAAUUUUGUUUUCGUUUUUGUUUGUUUUUGUUUUUGUUUGUUUUUUUU